Phialemonium atrogriseum is the source of this 2535-nucleotide messenger RNA. RefSeq lists its product as uncharacterized. Bases 369 to 2039 code for a protein of 556 amino acids. The transcript has 2 exons. Gene Ontology annotation, biological process: phospholipid transport; mitochondrion organization. Gene Ontology annotation, molecular function: lipid binding. Gene Ontology annotation, cellular component: ERMES complex. The record is from RefSeq and is a predicted model, not a curated record. Lineage: Eukaryota; Fungi; Ascomycota; Sordariomycetes; Cephalothecales; Cephalothecaceae.
AGAAUUUUGCGGAGAAUAAUAGGGCGCUGUUUUGGCACAACGCUAAAAUGACCCGCUAGGUGCCCACCACACGCGACAAAGGUCGGGUGUGCCAGGAAAAAUAUUUCGCAAACAAACCCGCACCCCCGAAGAAAUAGCGUCAUUCCUUCCGCAUCUCCAACCAAAGCUUCGCCUCCCCUUUCGGGCCUCAUCAACACAGCAAAUCAUCGCGAUACCUACGUCGGCAAUUGAUAAGACACCCGCGCUCUCCCUCACGACGGUUUGCGCCCUCAUAUUGCCAUCUCUACGUUGCGCGACAAAGGGCUUAUCGACGAGCCCGCCCCCUGCUCCUCUUGGAUGCGAUGACCGUGUAGCGGAAGCCGUUCAACAUGGCCUUCAACUUCAACUGGUCGCCUCUCACGGCCGACGCAGAGUUCUACAAACGCACACGAGAUCUCCUGACGACUGCGUUAAACAAGUCGCCGAAGCCGCCCAUCAUCGUUGAUGACAUACUCGUGACCGAGUUCAACCUGGGCUCCGUGCCCCCCGAGCUGGAGAUAUUGGAAAUAGGGGAUAUUGCGGAGGACCGCUUUCGAGGCAUUUUCAAGAUGUGCUACUCAGGCGAUGCCUUCUUGACUUUGAAAACGAGAGUUCAAGCCAACCCCCUGAACACAUAUCUCUGCUCUAAGCCUAGCUUCACAUCUCCACAGCCCCUGGCAGCAGCGUCAGGUCUCACGAUACCUCUUCAGAUCACUCUGUCUGAGAUCAAGCUGUCUGCGUUCAUCAUUGUUGUCUUUUCGAAGCAGAAAGGGCUGACCUUGGUAUUUCGAAAUGACCCGCUCGAGUCGCUCAAGGUCUCAUCGACCUUUGACUCCAUCCAGUUCGUCCGGGACUAUUUGCAGAGAACCAUCGAAGGGAAGCUGCGCGACCUGAUGAUGGACGAGUUGCCUGCCAUCAUCCAUCGGCUCUCGUUGCAGUUGUGGUGCCCAGAUCAACUGCCUAAGGAAAACGAUCUUGCCAAGGAAAGCGACGAACCUGCUGUGGAUCCACUAGCUACUCCCCCGCCCGAUGCCGUCGAUGCAUACGGCCACUUGCUUGACCCCCUGAAGAUUGCAUCACUCUCUCUUGAUGGCGGGGCUGAGAUUCAGUCACUGUUCUCGCAGAAGAAUAUCCUUCGCCUGGCAGCACUCUCCAACUCCCACCGCACAUUGUCCCUGUUCACCCCAGGCAUUCAGGAUGUCGUCUUCAGGGCUUGGGCCGGACCAAUAGACCGCUCGGAUACGGGUUUCAACUCGCCACUAUCCACUCCAAGCCUUGCCAAGUCACACUCGUUCCAGGGAAGUGCGACCACCUACACCUUCUCGGAUUCUGGCGGCCGGGAGAAUGACCAGCUCCCGUCGAGGCCGUCUCUUGUGAACCUGCACUCCGCGACUACUGGCUUGACGCUAGGCUCAGGCAGGCAUUCAAAGUCUGGCCGGAAGAAGAAGACCAGGGUUGUUAAUCUGAGGCGGAAGACAUCCGCAAGCGAGACGACCAGCGAAACGGGAGACACAGUUUCGGAUACGGCCUCCAUUGAGUCACCGGCGUCCGAGCCGUUGCUGCAUACUUCCAUUCCUGAGGAACUGGAAGAUGAGAUGCCGCCGACAAUGUCAUCAGCAAGUAGGGUGCGUUUCAGGCCAUCUGUCGACAAGGCCCAGCCCCCUGCGCGGCCACCUUUGAACCCGGAUUUGUACAGGUCGCCAAGCAGCCCAAUGGUCUCGGGGGAGCAGGGAGAACCUGUGGUCACCGAAGGCAGGACGGCCCAGCCAUCCGACAAGCCCGCCUACGGCGAAGUAGUUAUUGAAAGGAGCGUGUCAGUCCCGGCCGACCUCAAGUCGCCCUUCGGACAGCCGCCGCGUCGUGGCCCCACCUCGGAUACCUCGUCUGUUAUCCUGGAGCAAGCGUGGAUCAUGAAGAUGGCGGGCGAGAUCGCUCGCCGCGUAUACGACGAGAAGCGCCGGAAUGCCGGUUUCUGGGAGGACCAGGACGACGCGCCGCCUCCUGCGUACGAGGCGAGAUAACCGCAUUAGCGUUAUCACUCUCCACUUCCCUUUGUCUUCAUGUUUUGAGCGAGCGGGUUUGCUUUCUUUUCUGGCGUCAACGGGGGAUCUUGGGGCCAUUCGUGGUAAUUUUAUAAUUCCCCACGAGGCUCUUCCUUGCAUGGCGUUCGAGGCAUGGCGCCGAGGCAUAAAAAUAUCUGGCAUUGAGGUUGGGAUCAGCAUCACCCCUAGCCUUGGCAAGAAGCCGGGCCACGGAUGCCGUUGCUCCCAUUGUACAUACUUGUCAAGUUUAGAAAUUUCCUUUGUACCGGGUGCUGGACUGGACAACCUGUGUGGAAGGGAAGUUUUGUAUAGCAGUGUGGGAUCGGAUGUAACAUAUCGGCGGCAGGGACAAGGCGAGAGAGAGAGACGGGCUGAGCUCCCUGCUGGCAUAGCAGGCCUAUUCUGGGGACUUUCUUAGAGAAUCAUCUCCCAUCAAGAUACAUAACACAAAAUUGGCAGCCACGGUUGCUUUCAU